AUGACAUCUCAAGUAAUGGAAACUGUACUGGCACGUUUUAACAGAAAACUUUUAUUUGAGGACAGAAAAGUUAUUCUUUUUCUGGACAACGCCACCUGUCAUCCGGAGUCAAUGAUAGGCCAGUUUUCACAAAUCAAAAUCAUUUUCUUACCGAAGAACACAACUUCAAGGCUUCAACCACUCGAUGCGGGGAUCAUCCAAAACUUCAAGGUGAAGUACAGAAAAAGACUGGUCAAAUACGUGCUUGCAAGGAUCCAGGAGAAUAAAUCUGCAACUGAAAUUAUCAAGAGCGUAGACAUACUUAUGGCUAUUCAAUGGGUUCAAGAUGCGUGGAAAGAAGUAACCAACUUGACCAUCAAAAAUUGUUUCGAGAAAUGUGGCGUAGUUCAAGGAGAAAGUGAAUUGAUGGAAGAUCAAGAAGAUGACUUGGAAUUUGAAGCUCUGGUGAAGGAAUUAACUGAAGAUAUGUCUGCUGCAGAAUACAUUGAUUUUGACGCCGAUGUUCCAGCUUCGGAGCCAAGAAUUAACGAACUAGAAAUAAAUUGGCGACAUCAAAUCCGAGAAGCUAGCAUUAACGCAAUUGAAAAUCCAGAGAUGGCAUGUCAGGUCGAAGAGAUCUCCGAGGAUGAUGAUGAGAGUGAAGACGUGGUUGAAGAAGAAAUGCUUGGUUUCACCGAGCUAAUCACUAUGCUUGAUAAAAUUAAGCGAUCUACUAUUUUUGAUGAUACAUGCCAAGAAAUGUUGUCAACCAUUACGAAAAAGAUUGAGGAACUUCAGCUUCAAAAUAGAAAACAAUCCUCAAUCAAAGAUUAUUUCAAAUAG
Molecule: messenger RNA, 822 nt
Organism: Hydractinia symbiolongicarpus
Lineage: Eukaryota; Metazoa; Cnidaria; Hydrozoa; Anthoathecata; Hydractiniidae
Exons: 1
Coding region: 1-822 (273 amino acids)
Cellular component (GO): nucleus
Molecular function (GO): DNA binding
Source: RefSeq, a predicted model, not a curated record